AUGUUCCUUGCUCUAUUUGCAGCAACCGUUUUACAAAUUCUGGUGACGUUUUCAACCCCGUUCAUUCGGGUUAUCUACUUCUUGGAGACGUUGGCGUUUGGAGGCGUCAGAUUUGGCUUGUGGGGAUACUGUUAUCUCAGCGACAACGUUUGCUCACCGAAGAGUCUUGGAUACACCUUAAAGCCCGAGUUCUCUGAAGCGGUUUUGAUGCAAACUCUGAUCCUUAUUCCUAUUUCUGCCGGAAUAUCCAUUUUGGCUCUGCUCUGCCUAUUUCCGCUGCUGUGUUUUCCGAGAUUGCGAUACUACCCCCACCCGAUCUUCUUCUUGCUGACGCUACUCGCCUGCCUCACGAGCCUCGCAGCGUUCAUCGUCAUGCUUGUCGUUUUUGCGACGGUGCUGUCAAGGCUCCAUGCGGUCGGUUACACGGCGUCCUUCGGGCCUGCAAUAUGGAUGGAGCUUUCUGCGGCUAUUGUCCUCGUCCUUGUCGCCUUCAACGCGGGCUGCGGAACGUGUUUGGGCGGUAGGUUCGGGCGAAACCCGUCGUAUCUGCCCUACAACUACUAG
Molecule: messenger RNA, 564 nt
Organism: Sparassis crispa
Lineage: Eukaryota; Fungi; Basidiomycota; Agaricomycetes; Polyporales; Sparassidaceae
Exons: 5
Coding region: 1-564 (187 amino acids)
Cellular component (GO): growing cell tip; plasma membrane; cell division site
Source: RefSeq, a predicted model, not a curated record